CCGCCGCUGAACCAGUCAGUCGCUCAGCAGCUCUCGUUGUGAGAGCUUGUGUCUCUUUUCUCCCGAUCGCCUCCGCGUAUAUUCCCAACAAAACAUCGUUAAUAGUUAAAAUAAACUGUGACUGGUUUUAGUGCUUCGGUUCACGUGUCCCGCGGUUCCACCGGGAACAGCAGUCUGUUAACUGGAUCCGAUCUGGUUUUUGGUUCUUUUUGUUCCGUUCGCAAGUGCAAAAUGUGAUGUUAUGUGUGUUCAGCGAGCGUGCCGACCUGUGUAACGAUAAAAGCCUCAAAGUGAACUCAAUGCAUUUGAUGUGUGAAUGAUAUUUUGGAAAGAGACCUUUGAGGUGGAUUCACAACAUUUUGAGAUCUGGUGCAGCCAUGUCGCCCAGCCCGCGCCUACGUGAGGACAAUUUGAUGGACGGAUCAGCUCUCACGUGUAACUACAGGACUACAAUGGGCCUAAAUUCAGAUUCGACCAGCCAUAUCCAGACCAGACCUAGACGGAGAACUUCAGAGUUGGCGUGGCUGCGGCGCGGGCGCUGCGUCGCUUCUUUCUUCACCUGCAGUAUGUUCAUGGUGGUGCUGCUGUCGAUCGAGCUGCUGGCGUGGCGCAGCGGCGCGGCGGCGCUGGCCAACUGCCCCGGCGGCUGCAGCUGCAACGACGACACGCUGGUCGUGGUCUGCGAGGAGAGCCGCCUGGACGUGCUGCCCAUCGCGCUCAACCCCUCCAUCCAGCGCCUCAUCAUCCGCAACAACAAGAUCAAGACCAUCGACAGCUCCAUGCAGUUCUACGCGGAGCUGCAGCACCUCGACCUCUCCCAGAACCACCUCGUCAACAUCCCCAGCCGCAGCUUCGACAACCAGCGCAAGCUGCAGGAGCUGCACCUCAACCACAACAAGCUGUCGUCCGUCGCCAACUCCACGUUCCAGGGCCUCAACUCGCUCACGGUGCUCAACCUGAAGCGGAACUUCCUCGAGGAGCUGAACGACGGCGUGUUCACGACGCUGCCGCGGCUGGAGGAGCUCAACCUGGGCCAGAACCGCAUCUCGCGCCUGGAGCCGCGCGCCUUCGCCGGGCUGGCGGCGCUGCGCAUCCUGUACCUGGACGACAACCUGCUGAGCGCCGUGCCCACGCCGGCCUUCAGCCUGCUGGGCAGCCUGGCCGAGCUGCACGUGGGCCUCAACGCCUUCUCGCACCUCCCCGACGACGCCUUCGCCGGCCUCAACCGCCUCGCCGUGCUCGACCUGAACGGGGCCGGCCUCUUCAACAUCAGCGACAAUGCCUUCCGUGGUCUUCCCGGACUGAGGAGCCUCAACCUCUUCGGAAACAGAUUGAGCGUUGUGCCCACUCAGCAGUUAGCCGGCCUUACGAGAUUAGAGGAACUUUAUAUAGGUCAGAAUGACUUCUUGGCGCUCGAAAGCCACUCCUUCAAGGGGCUCAAAAACUUGAAGCUGCUGGACAUUUCGGGCGCGACGCAGCUUGAGCGGAUCGAGAAGGGCGUGUUCGAGGACAAUAUCAACUUGGAGACACUCGUGCUCGCCAACAACAAAAAGUUGUCUGUGAUCGAGGAUGGCUCGCUGAUCGGGCUGCCCAAGCUCAAGCACGUGACUCUGAGAGAUAACGCUAUCACGACUCUGACCGAGGCCAUAUUCGUGGGGAAAGAGCUGAAGCAGCUGGACCUGAGCGACAACCCGCUGUUCUGCGACUGCGCGGUGCUGUGGCUGCGCGAGCUGCUGGCGGCGCGCGGCAACCUCACGGCCGUGACGUGCGCCGCGCCCGAGCCGCUGCGGGACCGGCCCCUGCGCGCGCUGUCGGCCGACGAGCUGGGCUGCGUGCUGCACGACUCGCGCCAGCAGACCAUCAUCUGCGUGGUGGUGGCGGCCAGCGGCGCCGCCGUCGCCACGCUCGUGCUCAUCCUCUACCGCUACCGCAAGAACAUGCAGGAGAAGCUCAAGGACUACAAGUGGAACAAGCGCUCCAUGGGCAAGGACCUCGAGUACCACAAGCCCAUCUCCACGGAGGAGGACUGCAUCCUAGAGCUUUACGCCUCCCCGAGCGUGUUCUUCAUGUCCGGCGGCGGGCAGGGCUCGCGGCGGGCGCGGGGGGGCGGCGCGGGGGGCGCGGCGGGGGGCACGCUGCCCGCCAGCGGGUUCACGUACAUCGGCGGCGACACUCGGCCGCCGACGCUCAACAACGGCGCGCCGGCGCACCACCUCAACAACGGCUCGCUGCGGUCGCUGCCCGACAAGAAGAAGAACCGCGCCAACGGGCUCGUGUGCCACCCGGACAACUUCCAGCGCAACCUGGACCCGCGCUACUCGCGCAAGCAGGAGAACGGGUACGCGGGGGGGCGCGGGGGGCGCGGGGGCGGUGGGGGCGGCGCGGGGGGCGGGGGCUACGCCGAGCCCGAGUACUGCGUGAUCCCGGAGAGCUACGCGCGGCGCGACGACUGCCCGCGCUCGUGCUCGCACGCCAACACCUUCAACUGUUGAGUGUGCGUGAACUGAACUAUCUCUAUCGUUUGUGAUCUUGAAAUUCUAGCAAUAAAUCUUCAUUCCAUUAAGUUUCGUGCGGACAUGGACGUAGUGCUCUAGCGCGAAGUGUCGGCGCACGCUCGCGGGGACUAUCCUGCAUCGUAUUCGAUUUAAAAGAGUACCUUAUUUGUAAAUUAUAAAUUUAAGUAGUGAUCUAUUUUUCAAUAAGAUUUCGGGGAGACGCUGAAAGUUAGACUUUCAUGCGAGGAGCUCGUACAAUGUACAGACUAGUCGCGGUAAGUGAUCGCGGGCCGGCGCGGCACGAUACGACACGACACGACACGACGCCGGCACGACGCGGCCGCGGCCCGCGAUGUGUAUGAUUAACUUUACGAAAAAUGUGAUUUGUAUUAUUUCUACCAGUGCGGCGGAAUUAUAUUUUAUUUUGUAAAAAACCAUUCCAUGUGCAGUCUUUUUAAUAUUACCUUGUAUGUAUUUAUUUGGAUUUUGAUUGAUACGUGUGCGUAAAAGAUAAGACACCAAUAUGAUAAAGAAUAUUAUUAGGAAUAACGGUUGUAAAUACAUUUAUACUAUAUUGAAGAUAUUUAUAAAAUUUAAUACGAUCUUGUCCUUCUUAAUCUUAUCGUGAGAUUGUUUCGGGUUUAAGAUAUUGUAUAUUAUUUUGUCAUACGACUGAGGUACCUAUCCUAUACGAUUGAUACGUGGUCUACUGUCACUGUCACCCACUUAUACACUCUCGUAGGAGCAACCGCACCAAACAUUUUCAUAAUUCACUGGAAACAUUUCAGAAGUUUGUAAUUACUGAUUCAAUCAUGUUCGUAGAGUAUAAUGGGUAGAAGGACGGUUUCAUUGUCAGUUCGUAUUUUGAAACUGUUAUCUCAACAAACAACCUGUGAAGGCUUUUCAUUCAUUGGAAAAUCGAAUUUUUCUGUUCUUUAUCAUAACUUUAUCAUAGGUAUAGGUACAUAGUUAACACAAAUAAAGCAUGUGAGAGUGUAGUUGUGGUCAAUAAACGGAAUAUUACUAUAUUUUUUCUUUCCGGAAAAAUAUAAGUACCUACGUAUUUUUUGCCUUAUGAGGUUUUGUUGCCUUUUAACCAUUUAUCCUUCUAUCCAUUAUUUCUAUGAACAUAUCACUUACUUAGGUACUUACUACAUUUUCUUGUUACCCUUUUAUAAAACUGUAACAAUUUGUUAUUUUUGUUUUGAAAUACCUGUAAUCUACUUAUUAGUAAGCCUAUAUUUCUUAUGAAGGUAUAUCCCUAUUUCAUGUAAAUAUGGAGAAAUUAAAGACUAAGAUAUAUUUAGGGUCUAAUGAACUAACGAACGACAAAAUUAUUAUCAAUUUUGGUUUUGUUUUUAAAAAUACUACAGUACUAAAGUAAAGUAUUAGUAACUACUUUUAUAAUACCUAGAUGAUGUCUUCUUCAGUAAAAGAAUGGUCUUCUUAAACUAAAGUUUUAAUGUAAAUUGUAUAAAAUAGGUUUAUUUUAUUUAUAUGUGGUAUGUUUAUGAGUCGCUAAGCUUUUUACUGUAGGAGACUCAUUCAAGGAUCUAUGAUUUGUAAUUUAGUUUUUCUCAGGACACUUCACCUGUAAUUUAACAGCUCUUAUAUACCUAAUAAAACGAGGUUCAGGCUAGCAAUAAAAUAGUGACUUCUAUCGGUGCGUAAAUAAGUGUGGUGUGGCAAGACAAAACUCAUGAGUACUUACUGCAAUUUAUAUUGGGAGUCUAAACCUCGCUUAAGGCUCAAUAUGCACUUUCAUCGUAUUCGUAAUUAAAAGCAUAGGUUUUUCUACAUCGGAUGAACCCUGUAUUUAAUUCCUUGGGCUAUUUCAUCGUCCCUGCUAUGCUCAAACGGCAAACCCGAGGAGGGGACUAAAUAAUCGGGUUCCUCCUUAGGGUAACAAUGUACUAUUUUUCUAACCUGUAGUAAAUUACCCAUACUUAUACUAAUUUUUAAAAGCAAAACCAAAUUUCAAGUUGGUUCAAUCGUUCAAUCAGACCCAAAGACGUCACGUAUUGAACCAGUGUCGCGGCGUUGUCUAAAGUAUACAAAAAUGAUGAUACAUAUGAAAAAAUGUGAUUAGCGUAACACAAAACAUUGUAAUAGCUCAUGAUCGUUUCUGUACUUUAUUGUAGUUAUUACCUACAUACAAACUCGAUAAAUAUAACAUACCUCAAACUUA
Molecule: messenger RNA, 4683 nt
Organism: Plutella xylostella (diamondback moth)
Lineage: Eukaryota; Metazoa; Arthropoda; Insecta; Lepidoptera; Plutellidae
Source: RefSeq, a predicted model, not a curated record